Leptinotarsa decemlineata (Colorado potato beetle) is the source of this 624-nucleotide messenger RNA. It is a transcript of the gene MED11, whose product is annotated as Mediator complex subunit 11. Gene Ontology annotation, molecular function: transcription coregulator activity. Gene Ontology annotation, cellular component: mediator complex. The record is from RefSeq and is a predicted model, not a curated record. Gene Ontology annotation, biological process: regulation of transcription by RNA polymerase II. NCBI's taxonomy places the organism in Eukaryota, Metazoa, Arthropoda, Insecta, Coleoptera, Chrysomelidae.
UUUUUAGUUUCAGUUUUAGUAAUCUGUGGUUUUAGUUAGAGUUGUUAUUGUUAUUGUUGAUUUUGUAUUUGUUCUGUUUUCAGAUAUUAUUUUUCCAAUUAGUGCGAGCGAUAAAAAAUAAGAUGGCCGCUCCAAUGGAACGCAUUCAAGUUCUCGAUUCUAUAGAAAAAGAUAUAAUAACUUGCUUACAUAGUGCUGGUCAAGUCUUUGUAGAGCUGAGUAAAGAGAAAUCAAGCCUCAAACAAGCUGAAAACCAUACUCAAAUGUUUUUGAAAACACUCAGUACAGUGGAAAAUAAACUCACAGAUCAAAUAAAUUAUCUUACACAAGUAUCUACUGGACAACCACAUGAGGGGUCAGGCUAUGCUUCUCAGAAGGUGUUUCAAAUGGCCAAGCAUAGACUAGACCAUGCAAGGUCUAUGGUGAAUGAGUUAGAAAGGUACAAAAUCAAACAUCUCCAAGGGAGAAAUUUACAGAUACAGCCAGGAGGUGCUCAAAUGGCCAAUGUGGGUGAUUCUAAUAUUCAUCCGGGUUCAUCCACUUAAUUUGCCUGCAGAUGUAAUUUCAAGGUUAAAAUUUUGUAAGCUAUCCUGAAAUACAUUGUAGACAGGUUAAUUUCACUUA